GCUGAUCCGCCACUCCCGGCCACGGUCAUGGCCAUGAUGCGACCUCAUGGAAUUGCUCUUCAGGAGAUGUCGAUUAUAAGAAUUGCAAAGACACUUAUACUUGAAAUAACGUAUGGAAAUGUCACAUGCGUAAAGUAUCAUCUACAAAAGGAGAAUGAUUGGUCUCUUGGCGUGGGUUUGGAAUAAUUGGACCUUUCCAGUUGCACAGUCCGGUCGCUGAUUUUACUUUGUACUCCGAAGCUCCCGGGCCAAAAAGCAGGGCGCAGGGCUGCCUCCGUGUCUGCAGAUACUGUAUCAUCAGUGUUUUUUCGCUUGUACCUGAGGUGGGUUGCCACUUUAAAUGGCCCAGCGGCGCGAGCGAUUGGACGACACGAGCCUUAAUCUAAUCUUCUGCCCCCCAAAUCAAGUUACGUUAGGUUAGGUACUGUACCUUGCCUUGCCUUGGAGUCGGGUUUUAUUAACUUGCCAUUGCCAUCGCAAUCGACAUCGACGCUCCCUUUUCUUAAAUCUCUUGUAUCCUCCAGGUCUAGCCUCUAACUCUUUCUACCUUCCUUUGUUGAUCGAGACUUUGUUAAUCGUUUGUUUCGUUUUGUCUCUUACAGUUUCGCCUCCCGUACGGAACUGAAUUGUCUCCUUUCACUCCUUCACAUCAUCACCAACUAAAACGUUAUAACGCGACCGCAUCGAUACCUUAUCAACUUAAUUUCUGAACCCGUCAUGGGCAACGACAGCUCCAUUCUCGCCGACGGCUCCGCCAUGGCCGUGCCCGGCACUUCUUUCAAUCAUACGCUCUUCGAAACAGCUUUACCACCGCUGCCAACAUUUAGUCUUGAGGCCCAGCCUGAUCUCUUUCCUUGGGUCUCCGACUUUUGGCUCAAUUUGUUACUCCCUGUUGUUGUCUACUGGGUCCUAUCCCUGACAUUCCAUGCAAUCGACGUCAACGACUGGUUCCCCCAAUAUCGACUACACACGCCCGAAGAAAUCACCAAACGCAACCACGUCUCCCGCUUUGAGGUCGCCCGCGAUGUUAUCCUGCAGCAGAUCAUCCAGGUCGUCACUGGCGCUCUUCUCGCCUUGUCCGAGCCUCCGGAGAUGAUUGGAAAGAGUGAAUAUGACGUUGCAGUCUGGGCUACUCGCAUCCGUAUCGCGCAACGAGCUCUCCCAACUGUGCUCGGCCUCGUCGGCCUCAAUGCUACAGCAAUCUCCAAGAGUCUCCUUGACACUCAUCCCCUGCUGGCCGGGGCUGUUGCUGGCGGUUACUACCCGUCGCUUGUGGGCGCGAACUCGGAACCUGCUUUCGCCUCUUGGGAGAUGACAUUGGCCAAGACUAUCUACUACUUCCUGAUCCCUGCUGUUCAGUACUUUAUUGGCGCUGCUAUCAUUGAUACUUGGCAAUACUUCCUCCACCGAUUGAUGCAUGUCAACAAGUGGUUGUAUGUUCACUUCCACUCUCGCCACCACCGUCUUUACGUGCCUUACGCUUAUGGUGCUCUCUACAACCACCCUGUUGAGGGGUUCCUGCUCGACACCCUCGGUGCCGCCGUCGCAUUCAAGGUCACCCGCAUGACUUUGCGCCAGGGCAUCCUCUUCUUCUCAAUGUCCACGAUCAAGACAGUCGACGACCACUGCGGCUACGCGUUCCCCUGGGACCCUCUCCAGAUCGUCACCAGCAACAACGCUGAAUAUCACGACAUCCACCACCAACACUGGGGCAUCAAGACCAACUUUGCUCAGCCCUUCUUCACUUUCUGGGACACUCUUCUCGAUACCAAGUACAGGGGCUCCAAGACCAACAAGCCUGGCCAAAAGAAGGCCAAGGUUGAGGAAAAGGCUCAGUAGAUUUUGUUUUUGAGACAUUGGCAUAUGAACUUUUUGAUUUCAGCAUAAGGAGCACAUGAUUGUGCAGUCGCAACAAAACAAGAAAACCAAGCAUCAGUAUUCGAUUAUUUGGGGAUCGCCGGAUUGCGAUAUGGUUGUUUAAUCUUAUCAGGGUGCGCUUUUUGUUACGGUUUUGGAUCGGUUUGGGCAUGACGGCAAUUUCAACAUCGACACUUAUCAUCACGGCUCGAAGCUUGCGGUAAUUUUAUCAACUUUUAAUUUAUGGCUUUAAUGAGGCGCCUGAUGGACCAACUCCUUGGGCCUAAUACGUUCUUCCUACUUUCGUUAUUCUUACAGACUCCCAUUCUUACCCUGCCACCAGCCCCGUCACCGCAAUCCAAGGGUCUGGUAGUGCAGUGGCAGGGCUGGCCUUCUGAGAACGGCGGUGCUGGGUAGAGGAGGGUCUUCUACCCUAUUUGCUUUACAUCUGGAUUUGUACCAUUAAUGUCAAUGAGAUACAGAGUUGGGUUUGGUAACGGCGCACAAUUAGUAUGUGAGAUGAUAGGCCUUGGGUCCCUGUUCCUCUGUGUCGGGAACGGGUAUGACCAGAAGGAGGAAGAAACACAAUGGGAAGAUAAAUAUCUGCGCAGAUGUACGACACCGUAUCUCAGUUUGGUCCUCAGGAUAGCCCCCAAGAACAGAAUAUCAACAGUUCUUUCCGUAACCCGUGUCAAUACCUCUCAAAUGCCAACGUGAUAAUCUGUCCACUGGUAGAGUCACUCUGAGUCUGUCUAUGUGGUUUGAGAUGGGGUUGAAAGCUCCCUGUGGCAAGACAUUCUUCAUAGCCCAUAGGUAAUACUAGAAGGACAUCAAGACCAUCUAUAUAUUUUGGGCAUAAUACAUCGAUUUUUGUAGUCAUUGUUAUAUUGGCAGAUGGGUCAUUGAUUCAUGACGUUCAAGAUCACUGAGCAAAUAAUUGGC
Fusarium odoratissimum NRRL 54006 is the source of this 2799-nucleotide messenger RNA. Its product is annotated as C4-hydroxylase. Gene Ontology annotation, molecular function: iron ion binding; oxidoreductase activity. The coding region runs from base 718 to 1839 and encodes 373 amino acids. The transcript is spliced from 2 exons. Gene Ontology annotation, biological process: lipid biosynthetic process. Lineage: Eukaryota; Fungi; Ascomycota; Sordariomycetes; Hypocreales; Nectriaceae. The record is from RefSeq and is a predicted model, not a curated record.